Phlebotomus papatasi is the source of this 1553-nucleotide messenger RNA. RefSeq names its product actin-related protein 3 (gene Arp3). Lineage: Eukaryota; Metazoa; Arthropoda; Insecta; Diptera; Psychodidae. The transcript is spliced from 3 exons. The coding region runs from base 150 to 1406 and encodes 418 amino acids. Gene Ontology annotation, biological process: Arp2/3 complex-mediated actin nucleation. Gene Ontology annotation, cellular component: Arp2/3 protein complex; actin cortical patch. Gene Ontology annotation, molecular function: actin filament binding. The record is from RefSeq and is a predicted model, not a curated record.
CUUUCCAGCCGGGUUGUCGGGUGACACAUCUCCUGCAGAGUUUAGAGUUGCUGGAAGGUGUGGUGAUUUUUUCAGGAGUGAAAAAACCGUGGAAAAAAGCCCCUAAAGUCCAAUAUUCCGGAAAAAUCAGCUAGGGCACGUGUGUGAGAAUGACCGGACGACUGCCAGCGUGUGUUAUCGAUGUGGGAACUGGAUACACCAAAUUGGGCUUUGCUGCCAACAAGGAGCCCCAGUUCAUUAUUCCAUCGGCAAUUGCAAUCAAGGAGAGUGCUAGGGUGGGUGAUCAGAACGCCAGGCGCGUGACGAAGGGUGUUGAAGACCUGGACUUCUUCAUUGGUGAUGAGGCAUUCAAUGCCACGGGAUAUGCUGUGAAGUAUCCGGUGAGGCAUGGCCUGGUGGAAGAUUGGGAUUUGAUGGAACGCUUCCUGGAGCAGUGCAUUUUCAAGUAUCUGCGUGCAGAACCUGAAGAUCAUCAUUUCCUGCUGACAGAGCCACCACUCAAUACGCCCGAGAACCGUGAGUACACUGCCGAAAUCAUGUUUGAGACCUUCAAUGUGCCCGGCCUGUACAUCGCUGUGCAGGCUGUGCUGGCCCUGGCCGCCAGCUGGGCAUCGCGUCCCGUGGAGGAGCGAACGCUCACGGGAAUCGUCGUAGACAGUGGGGAUGGCGUAACUCAUGUCAUCCCAGUGGCCGAGGGCUAUGUCAUUGGCUCAUGCAUCAAGCACAUCCCAAUUGCUGGACGCAACAUCACCUCCUUCAUCCAGAGCUUGCUGCGUGAGCGCGAGGUCGGCAUUCCGCCAGAGCAGAGCUUGGAGACGGCUAAGGCCAUCAAGGAGAAGUACUGCUACAUCUGUCCGGACAUCGCCAAGGAGUUUGCCAAGUACGACACGGAGCCCAGCAAGUGGAUUCGUCACUAUGAGGGCAUUAAUGCUGUCACCAAAGCCCCCUUUGGCGUCGAUGUCGGCUACGAGAGAUUCCUGGGGCCUGAGAUCUUCUUCCAUCCUGAAUUCUCCAAUCCCGACUUCACCACUCCCCUUUCCGAGAUUGUGGACAAUGUGAUUCAGAACUGCCCCAUUGACGUGAGGCGCCCCCUGUACAAUAACAUCGUCCUCAGUGGGGGCUCCACCAUGUUCCGGGACUUUGGGAGGCGCCUUCAGCGCGAUAUCAAACGGUCUGUUGACCAAAGGCUGAGAAUCAGCGAGAAUCUAAGCGAUGGGAGGAUUAAGCCGAAGCCGAUUGAUGUGUCAGUAAUUUCGCAUCAUAUGCAGCGAUAUGCUGUUUGGUUCGGCGGUAGCAUGUUCGCCGCAAUGCCAGAAUUCUACCAGGCUUGUCACACAAAAGCCUCCUACGAGGAGUAUGGACCCAGUAUUUGCCGUCACAACCCUGUCUUCGGCACAAUGACCUAAAUUUGGGGAGGGUGAAAACAAACCGGGCUUAAAUUGUCUGGCACAGCAACUGCCAAACAUUCCGGGCGCAAUAACAAUGAUACACAAUUGUCACUUGCAUUUUUAUUCAAAUUUUAUCAAAGGUAUUUCAAAUUUGUAAUCAAUAAA